Acanthosepion pharaonis is the source of this 3138-nucleotide messenger RNA. NCBI's taxonomy places the organism in Eukaryota, Metazoa, Mollusca, Cephalopoda, Sepiida, Sepiidae. The record is from the annotation of a GenBank genome assembly.
AUGAAAAGAUCGGUUGUAGUUUUCUUUUUCUUUUCUUUUUUUAAUCUUUCUUUUCUUUUCGUUUUCUUUCUUUUCUUUUUAUAUAAUGCUCCCUUUCACCAUCUCUUCUCCAUCUUCACUUCCUCGUGCCAUUACCUCCAAGUUCCUUUCUUUCGUUCUACGUUCCUUUUCUUUCUUGUUCCUGUCUUUCGUUGCGGUUUCCAUUCUUUCAUAGUUCCUUUCUUUCCUUCCUCGAUCCAUUCCGUCUAUUUUCCUUUCUUUCCUUCCUCGCUCCAUUCCUUCCUAGUUCUUUUCCUUCCUUCUCGUUCCAUUCCUUUCUAUUUCCUCUCCUCCCUGGUUCAAUUAUUUCCUAGUUCCUUUCAUUCCUUCCUCGUGCCAUUCCCUCGUAGUUUCUUUCAUUCCUCGUUCCAUUCCUUCCGGGAUUCUUUCCGUCCUCGUUCCAUUCCUACCAAGUUCCUUUCCUUCCUUCUCGUUCCAUUCCUUCCUAUUUCCUCUCAUUCCUGCUUCCAUUUCUUCCUAGUUCCUUUCUUUCCUUCCUUCCUGGUGCCAUUCCUUCCUAGUUUCUUUCAUUCCUCGUUCCAUUUCUGCCUGGAUUCUUUCCGUCCUCGUUCCAUUCCAACCAAUUCCUUUCUUUCCUUCUUGGUUCCUUUCCUUCCUAGUUCCUUUCUAUCAUUUCGGGUUCCAUUCCUUCCUUUUUCCUUUCUAUCAUUUCGGGUUCCAUUCCUUCCUAGUUCCUUUCUAUCAUUUCGGGUUCCAUUCCUUCAUAGUUCCUUUCUAUCAUUUCGGGUUCCAUUCCUUCCUAGUUCCUUUCUAUCAUUUCGGGUUCCAUUCCUUCAUAGUUCCUUUCUUUCCUCGAUCCAUUCCUUCGUACAUUAUUUCCUUCCUUACUCGUUCCAUUUCUUCUUAGUUCCUUUCUCCCUUAUUCGUUCACUUUCAUCCCUAGUUCCUUUCCGUCCGCCUUUUUCCAUUCUUUCCUUGUUCCUCUCCUUCGUCGAACCAUUCCUUUCUAGUUCUUUUCUUUCCUUCCCUGUGCCAUUUCUUCCUAGUUUCUUUCCUCCCUUUCUCAUUCUAGUCCUCCUAGUUCGAUCCUUCCUCAUUCUUUUUCUUCUUCUUUCCUUUCUUUCGUUCCUCGUUCAAUUACUUCCUUUUGAUUUCUUCCUUCCAUGUUCCAUUUCUUCCUCGUUCCUUUCCGUCCUCGUCCCAUUCCUUUCUUUCCUUGUUCUAUUCCUUCCCAGUUCCUUUCCUUCAUUCCUUGUUUUAUUCCUUCCUAGAUACUUUCGUUCUUCGUUCCAAUCUUCCCUAGUUUCAUUCUUUCUUUCCACGUUACAUUCCAUUCUAGUUCUUUCCAGCUUCGUUUCAUUCUUACCUAGUUCCUUUCCUUUCUUCCUUCUUCCAUUCAAUCUUAAUUCAUUCCCUUUCACGUACCAUUCUUACCUCUUCCUUUCCUCCGUUCAUCGUCCCAUUUCUUACUAUUUUCUUUCAUUUCUCCUUCCAUUCGUUACUAUUACUUUUCCUCCCUUCCCCGUCCAAUUCCUUCCUAGUUCCUUUCUUACCUUCCUAAUUCCUUUUUUUUUUCGUUCCAGGUUCCAUUCCUUCCGAGUCGCUUUCCUUCCUUCCUUCCUCGUUCUUUUCUGUCUUAGAUCCUUCACUUCGUUCCUUUCCAUCCUAGUUUUUUUUUCCUUUCUUUUCUUUCCGUUUUCUUUCUUCCCAGUUCCAUUCCUUCCUAAUUCCGUUCUUUCCUUCCUCGUUGCAAUCCUUCCUAAUUUCUUCCCUUCCGCAUUCCCUUCCUUCUUUGUUCCUUUCCUCCCUUCCUCGUUCCAUUCAUUCCUAGUUUUUCCCUUCCUACUCGUCCCAUUUCUUCCUAGUUUCUUUUCUUUCCUUCCUCGUCAUAUUCCUUCCUAUUCCUUUCCUUUCUUCCUCCGUCCAUUCAUUCCUAGUUCCUUUCCUACUUCAUUCUUUCUCGAUCCAUUUCUUCCUGGUACGUUUUCUUUCUUCCUAGUUUCAUUCCUUCCUAGUUCCGUUCUUUCCUUCCUCGUUACAAUCCUUCCUAGUUUCUUUCCUUCCGCGUUCCUUUCCUUCCUAGUUCUUUUCCUUCCUCCCUCGUACCAUUCCUUCAUAGUUUCUUUCUUUCACGUACCAUUCCUUCCUAGUUCCUUUCCUACCUUUUCCUUUCCUACUUUGUUCCAUUCCUUCAUAGUUCCUUUCCUUUCUUCCUCCUUCCAUUCAUUCCUAGUACGUUUCCUUCCUUCAUUUUUCAUUUCUUCCUAUUUUCUUCCAUUUCUCAUUCUAUUAAUUCCUAUUUCCUUUUAUUCAUCCCCCUUUCUAUUCUUUCCUAGUUUCUUUCCUUCCUUCCUCGUCCCAUUCCUUCCUAGUUCCUUUGCUUCCUUUCACAUUCCAUUCCUUCCUAGUUCAUUUCUUUCAUUCCUAGUUCCAUUCCUUCCUAGUUUUUUUUCCUUCCUCGUUUCAUUCCUAACUAUUGCCUUUCCUUUCUUCCUCGUUACAUUCCUUUAUAGUUCCUUUCCUUCCACGUUCCAUUCCUUCCCAGAUCCUUUCCUUCCUUCCUCGUACCAUUUCUUCAUAGUUUCUUUCCUUCCUUGUUCCUUUCCUUCCUGGUACCUUUUCCUUUUUCCUCGUUCCAUUCCUUCAUAUUUCCUUUUCUUUUUCGUUCCAUUCCUUCCUAGUUCCUUUCUUUCUAUCCUCGUUCCAAUUCUUCCUAGUUCUUUCCCCCCUUUUUCGUUCCAUUUAUUCCUAGUUGGUUUCUUUCCGUCCUCGUUCCUUUCCUUCCUAGUUUCUUUCCUCCUUCCUUGUUCCAUUCAUUCCCAGAUCCUUUCCUUCUUUUCUCGAUCCAUUCCAUCCCAUUUCUUUUCUUUCCUUGUUCCAUUCCUUCCUAUGUCCAUUCCUCCCUUUUCGUUCCAUUCUUUCUGUGUUCCUUUCCUUCUUUCUUCGUUCCAUUCCUUCCUAGUUCCUUCCUUGCUCCAUUCAUUCCCAGUUUCUUUCCACGAUCCAUUCCUUCCUAGUUCCUUUCCUUCCUUCGUCGUUCCAUUCAUUAUUAGUCCCUUUUCUUCCUUUUAUAUAUUCUUUUCCUUCGUUCCUAUUUUUCUUUCUUUCUAUCUUUCUUUGUUUCUUUCGUAUAUUUAA